Xenopus tropicalis (tropical clawed frog) is the source of this 2210-nucleotide messenger RNA. RefSeq names its product synaptogyrin 2 (gene syngr2). The record is from RefSeq and is marked provisional. Lineage: Eukaryota; Metazoa; Chordata; Amphibia; Anura; Pipidae. Gene Ontology annotation, cellular component: membrane.
CAGACUCUCGCCGCCUGGAGCCACGCCCUGUAACGCUCUGUGCGGGCGGGUUAUAUUCUGUCACACGGAAGUUUGUUACGGGACAGGGAAGCAGAAUGGAGAGCGGGGCGUACGGGGCACCGAAAGCUGGAGGCAGCUUCAGCCUAGAAAACUUUCUUAAGCGGCCGGAGACGAUACUGAGAAUCAUCAGCUGCAUCUUUGCUCUCAUUGUCUUUGCUUGCAUUGUAUCAGAUGGUUACACAAAUAUCCCAAAUGAGAGUAAAUUAACCUGCAUAUUCAAUAAAAACAAUGACGCCUGCCACUAUGGGGUGGGCAUUGGGUUUCUGGCCUUCCUCGCUUGUAUCCUCUUCUUGUUUCUGGAUAUUUACCUGCAGACCCUGAGCAACGCCAACUACCGCAAAUACAUAGUUCUGGCUGACCUGGGCUUCUCUACACUAUGGAGUUUCCUCUGGUUUGUGGGCUUCUGCUUCCUAGCAAAUCAGUGGGCAGUGUCAACCACAGACGGUAUACUUACUGGAGAGGACAAUGCUCGAGCAGCCAUUGCAUUCAGCUUCUUUUCCAUCAUAAGUUGGAUACCACUUGCUGUCUUGGCAUACAAGAGGUACAAACAGGGUGCAGAUUUCAACCCAGAUUAUGUUGAUCCUACUCAGGACUCUUAUCCCAGCUACCCUACUGGAGCCAGUGACAACUAUCAAAGCCCACCCUUCACCAACAGCAGGGAGGCAGGAGAGUAUCAGCCGCCACCAGACUACUAAACAAGACAUUUAAAUUGGCCAGACUGGAGUGGCUACGGAAGGAAUAAAAAGCCAUUCAAACAUACACAAGUCUGAACACAAGGCAGCCAGUUUGUAACAUGUUCUUUGCAUUUUCUGGAUCAGGCUCUGCUGAGAUUACUAUGCUUAAGGGCCCUCUGCUUGCAACCUACAGGCCUGUAGGCGAGGAAAUGACAUUUCCUUUUCUAGAACAGUUAAUGCACCUCCAUUGUGCGUACCAUUCUCAUCCUUCCCUGGCUACUAGCAUGCCCAAGGUAAAAUGGUUUAUACUUUAUUGGCAAAAUAUCUGGAUGGAAGGAAACAUUUACUGUGGUCACUGGAGAUUUAAGGGCCUUAUUCUUACAUGAGACAGAGAACCACUUCUUGUGCACUAUAUUAGACCUAAGUCAUUCUUUGUAUAUCUGGGGUGUUACCUGCUACAAAGCAGUAUUCUUAGUGCCAAAUUACUGUAAGUGUUUAAAAUUCUGCAAAGAAGCAGUGCCAUUGAGAUAGAGCUAUGUUAAUGUUGAUCCUGCAUAUGAUGCACAAGUUGGUACACUGGAAUAACUUGUAUGUAAUGUUUAUUGGUGGUUUACAGACUGUUUCAGGCUUGCUGUGUGUUCUGAAUCAGUGCCACUAAUUCUUCUAUGUAAAGCCUAGUUUGUUGCCACAAAAAUAUUACAUCCAAUACAAGUGCAUUGUACUCCUUUUCUGAUAUAGCGGACUGCUAUGGGAAGUGCCUACAUAUCAUUAGGAAUAGAAACUUUUAUCUGCCUGUUGUCUGUGCUAUUUUAUUGUAGGGGCAUCUUAUUGAUUUGAAGACCUUUUAUAAGAUAAAAAGCUUACUGAAUAUGUAUGUAAAGUAGAAAUGCUACACAUUAUGUUUUGUGUUUGUACCAGCCCAAGGCAACCCCAGCCCUUUAGUAGGGAAGAGCUGUGCCUCCAAAGAUGCCCCAGUAGCUCCCCAUCUUCUUUUCUCCUGAUUCACUGCACGCUGCCAGUUACCUCAGCUUGGGGACCGACUUACAAUAUACUGUAUGUAUAGAAUAUAAAUGUCACAAAACAAAUCUGAUUAAGCUGCAAACUUUACUUCCCAAUAAUUCACAGUGGGCAAAAUAGUUAUAUUUGUUCAAAGAUAACAAAACAGCAUAGAAAUCACUUUUUACCUAAGAUAUUCACUUUAGGUAAAAUUUGUGAUUUCUGGUUUUGCUAAAAUUGAAUAAAAUGUUCACUUUGUAGCAUCUGCUAAAUGCUCUUGGCAACAAAGAAAAAUGAUCCUAAAUAUAAAUGCCAGGGGGGAUUCUGAAUAGCUAAAUCUUCUCUUUGUGUCCCUAACUAUAAGGUAAUCCAUGAGAUUCCAUGUACAGGGGGAGCUGUCUUCUAUAGAAUCCAUAAAAAGUAAAUUAUAAAAAUUAUUUUGUGCCUUACACUUGAUAAUUAUUAAACUGCAUGGAUCCA